Molecule: messenger RNA, 5920 nt
Organism: Bicyclus anynana (squinting bush brown)
Lineage: Eukaryota; Metazoa; Arthropoda; Insecta; Lepidoptera; Nymphalidae
Exons: 10
Coding region: 529-4197 (1222 amino acids)
Biological process (GO): imaginal disc-derived wing hair organization
Cellular component (GO): cell cortex
Source: RefSeq, a predicted model, not a curated record
GAUCGAGAUUCCAAUAAAAAAAAAAUAACUUUCGUAAAAUACCAUAAUAGUGAUAUGUACACGCAAAUAGUUUACACUGUAGUCACUUAAGUUACACAUGAUAGAACCGCAUGCGUCGACAAAUCGUAUCUGGUAUAUCACACGUCGCGCGUCUAUCGAACUUUGUGCACGUUUGCGAAUACGCGAAUAUUUGAUCAAAUGUUUGGCGAACAUUUUUUUAAUUUCUAGUGCUUGUUUAGUGAUUGUUUAAUGAACGAUUGGAAAUCAAGGGAUGCUUUGUGAACACCAUUUCGAAUGUUUAAAAACAGACUUUGCUGCACCUAACUACAUAUAGAAUACCUUCGGAGUUAUUAAGUAGUAAAUUACAUCUUCGUAAACAACAAUGUCUUCAAAACCCAAAAGCUUACCAAAGCUUCUAAAUAGCACGAGCUUUAACUGAAAUUGCAAAAGAAAAUGGCGACAGCUGGCUGACGAUGGCAAAAUAACGUGAAAGCUCAUUGUCUACGUAAAACACAAGAUCGACCAAAGAUGGCGCUAGUAGUAAUCCUUGUGAUGGCAGCUUUUGCAAGUAAUUCUAAAGUGAGCGGAGAGAUGGCGUUAGCUAAUAUAACAAGAUUUGCUAAUGGUGAUCUAUUUUCUCUAGUAGGAACUGACUGUGGCCUGACUCGGUGUAUGGAGGUGUCACACGGGACUGCUCUGGCUGCAAUGGGAGACGGCUGCCUGUGCCAGUGCAGGAAGGAAACACCAGCUUUCAGGGAAGAUCGCAGGAUUUGUGUCAAUAAUAUUGACGAAUGUCCGAUGGCAAGUUUCGGUCGAGGAGCGACGAAGCCGCAGAUACCUUUCGUGUUUCUGCCUCUCAAGGGGCAGAUUAUUUACCCUUCCAAAGAAAUUGUUUUCACCGACGUAGAAGAUGCAAUAUGUGCAGUGACCAGUGCGCAGUACCUGUCUCCAUCAGGCUGGGUAACACUCAGAGAUCUUGUGGACAACGACGUGCCUUUCGGACUCUACCGCGACGAAGGCAGCACUUAUUUGCAGUGGCGAGGUUCCCCGAGUCUUCACUCGCGUCUGGAAGGGCGCCUGGUGACUGCCCACGUGUUGUGUUCAGCUCACAAACCUGCUCAUCUUGCAGCUUCGUGCGCCGCCUUCCGUAUAGCUGGAAUAACCCGACAGACUCUAUUAGAUGUUAGAUCAAUACCGUUCCACGCUGGAGAGACGGUGACGUCAGAGCCAGCCUCUCAAAGUCAGGGUCUCAGUGUUCUGGAGUCACUCGCAAUUGGUGUCUGCGUAUUGAUGAUUGUCUUCGUGUACGCAGCUGGCAUUAUCUUCUACAUUCACUAUAAGCAGAAGCAGAGAAGGAAAUCUAAAGAUCCAGAGUUGAAUCAUUCUCAAACUACUUCUACAGAUAAUGCAUCAUCCAUUAUCGAUUCACACUUGGGCAUGGAUAGUAUGAGAAUGAAAACAAAUCCAUUAAUGACAAUGGAAAGUGCAAGAAGUGAUUACACAAAUGAUGCUGGUUUAUCUGACGUCAGUGAGCAUACAGAAGAUACGUUUGAUUCCUCAUCUGUCAAUACUCAAAAGUUUCAGGAUCGGAAUUCUAAUGUCAUCUCUGCUGUGGUACAUUCAAGACGUAAAAAGCCAUCAAGACCAUCAAUUAGAGCUUCUUCAACGCCAGAACGAGUCAAUGAAAGAGUGCACAGACGGUCUGCUUCACCAGAAAUUGAAAAAGCACCACAUUCAGAUUUGUCAAUACUUCACUGUAGUAUAGAAAACAAUGAAACAGAGAUGAUACCACCUCCACCAGAAGGAGAGCCAGUUAUACGAAGAAAAUUGUACUUUAAUCCUGUAUUCUUUGAAAUAGAACAUCUAAAGAGCCCUCCACCAGCCGCAAUUGACUUUUUAAUAAAACUAAGGGAAGUAAUGUCAAUUGCCAAAGAAAAGAUGAUAUCAAAAAGAUUUAUUCCUAUAUUAUCCGAUAUUCCAGAAGAAGAAUCAUAUCAUACAGUAGAUCUUGGUUGGGAUAUUCCAUGCGCAAGAAGAGGAAGAAGAUUUAGUGCUAUAAGUUUAAAGCGAGAAAAUAGCCGACGCGCUAUUCUAUGCGGAGGAUGUCCUGGAUGUAAUAGUAGUGAACGAGCGAAGAAAAAUGCUAGUUUAAUUAGAUCAAAUUCGUGUAAAACUUGUGUAAGUGAUGAUUACAAGCAGAGAAUUGUUCAAAAAUGGUUAGACGAGGUCCCUACUCCUACCAAUGCAACCAGACCUGUUAAAUCAAUAGCUAAGGUGAGUGGAACUCCAAGAGUUAUUGAACCUAAAGAUAAAGAAGAAGUUAGAAUUAAUAUCGUUGAACCAGUGGUUAAUGAAGAGUCUGAGCCAAUUAGAAUUACAGAUUCGAUUAUGAUAAAUUUAAAAUGCGAAAGUAUUAUGGGAAAUCCGAUAAUCCAAGAACACAAAAAGAAUGAAACUUCGUUUGUUUUAUCAGCCGCUUCCAACUCUCUGGAAAGAAAAAGUCCUUCAAAUCAUGCUACUAGAAUUGUUAGAAAAAAAUUACCACCUCCGCCACCUCCUCCUAUCGAAUUCUCCGAUACACCUGAUACAAAGGAGGCUGUGCCUGUUUCUCCAGAAGUAAAAAGAAAAAUGCAGGCAGUAAUACGUGAAUUAAAUAAAUGUCGUCGUGUUGAACCAAAUGAUUUCUAUGACAUUCUUCAAUCACAAUCUGUAGUACCAAAAUUAGUAAUACCAGUAGUAGCGGCCGACACAGUUUAUUAUAGUGAUGAUAAUAGACUUUCUGGAGACUCUAAAAAUAAUAUUGAGAUUGAAAGCAAUGAACAAUUUGACAGUUUAGACAGAAAAAUGCCGAAAAAGAGAAGGUUUUCCUUAGAUUAUGCAGCACAAUCAAAUAAAAAAGAAAUCUUAAGCUUACAAAAUACUAAUAUAACCCGCGAUAGAAGAACACGAAGUUGGCGUGAUUUAAAAUAUAGUCAGACUGGAAAUAAUGUAGUUCAUCAAACAAUAACGUUUAACAGUGAUAAUAAGAAAAAAUAUAGCAGCAACAAUGAUGUAUUUGUUAAUUCUGUAGACCCUAUAUAUAAUAAUAUUGAAAAUCCUGGACCAUUAACAAUUGAAGUUAGAGGUUCUCCCGUAGAUAAUAAUAUAUCAAAAAUCAGUGAUGACUUCGAUCCUGACACUCUUGAUAGAAAACCUAAAAAAUCAGCAGAAGAUAAAGUACCUAAGAAACGCGUUGAAAAAAUAUUACUAAAAUCUGAGGGCAGUUUUAAGUGCAAACUUGUAGUACCUGAAAGCCAACCAAAAAUAUGUCCUACGGAAGACGCAUUUACAAGAAAAAUAGGUAGCUUGAGAGAAAUAUAUGAAGCUAGAAACAAAGCUCAUAAUGAAGCUCGAUUUUACGAAAGACGUGGUAGCGUACCGUAUGGAACGCAAGAGUUAGCAGCUUACGUAAAAAAUUUAGAACAACCUAAAAACCUAGGAAGUCAGUUCGACCCCAAACCACCUAUGCCACCAAAACAAAAACGGGGUUCAGAGUUUUACUCAAAAGGUCAAACACCAAGAAACAGUCCUCCGAGUGAUCGAUAUCGUUCUUCGGAAGAGAGAGAUAGAUUUCCACCCCAAGCAAGAAAUGACGAAAGAAGAAGUGAUCUAAAUGCUAGACGCUCUGGAAGACGGUCCGCAAGAACAAGACCCAGACGCGUGGAUAUAAGAAAGCUAUGCCGCACAGAAGACUCUGGCUACUUAAGCACAGAUUCAAAUGAGUCAAAACAAAGAGCGAGAUAUUUGUUGCAGUUUAAACCGAAGCUGCCUCUUCCGGAGCCAAUUCUCAAGAUGCCAGUGAGUAAAGUCAACAGUUUACAUAUAGAUACAGACACUGAUGACUUGGAAUCAUUAUGUGAUGGACGAAGUGAAUCCGGGGGUGAAAGCGUAGAGACUGAUUCAGUAUUUUUUGGAAACUUUAAAGACUCGAAAGAUAUUUUCGACGAACUAGGUUAUGGUUCUCGGAAUAAGUUAGGUCGUAAUCAGGAGCAAGUGGACUCUGGCUUUGUUGGUGAAACUAAUAUAAUUCUAAGUGGUGACAGUGACUCUGAACACAAAAGUGUAAUUUCUAUUGUAACUGGGCGGGACGGAAGAGCUUCGGCAGCUUCCAUUUCGAAUUUAGAUGACUCGCCUUAUGUACAAUCUGUGGAGUGUUAGAUCUUUUAUUGUUAUUAUGUAUUUUAAUUCAUAAAACCAAAACAUGUAAAUGUUAAUGAUAAGUCAAUACAUAAAUUACAAUACAACGAAUAAUUAAUUAAAUAUUAGGUUAUAUUUUAUACAAUAUGUAGGAACUUGAUAGUAAUCUGUUGUGCAAAAUGUACUACAUUUUGCACAACUGAUUACUAUCAAGUUAAUUUCUCAUCUCGAUGAGACGAUCAACUUUUUUCAUUUACGAAUAUUCUUGAUUCUGAUAGUUACCUGAAAAUAAAAAAUUCUGAGCUUCGGAACAAGAUAAUGUAUAACGCAAUUUGUUUUACACGCAACGCAACGAAAUUAUUAAAAGUACUUAUUUAUUUAUUAUUUAAAGUAAGUAUUACUAACCAUCUGUUUUUUUACUGUUGCUUAAUAAAUAGUUAUACAACUUAACAGCCACAAUGUCCUACAAAUUGCAUGGUAGAUUAUCUCGUUCCGACGUUCAGAAUUAUUUAUUUUCUGGUAACUCAUUUAGCUACCAGAAUCAAGAAUUUUCGUAAAUAAAAUAGUUGAUCGUCUCAUCGAGAUGAGAAAUUUACGAAAAAUUUACUAGAUAGUUAAUCAGUUGUUCUACAGAUCCCGGACGGUAUCAGAUAUUAAAUAAGUUUUAUUUUAAGCGCCACCGAAUUUUACCUCAUGAUAUACAAUAAGUGUAUAUUUUUUUAUCGUUGAAGAUAUAUUGUUGCAGUGAAUAAACUGCUUUAAUAGAAUCAGGUUUUCUGAUAUUAGUGUGCUAAUACAAUUAGACAGUACAUUUGAUUAGUAUGUUUAAUUUUUUAUUGACUCUCUUAACGCAUUAUAAUGGUCGUAAAUAAGCUGUGCUUGAUGUGAGUUAGAAUUUAGGAAGACUGCGUGGGGCAUUCUUUAAUUAGAAUGGAAAUAACAACGCAGUCAGUGUUAAAGUUGGUUAUAUUCGCCUUGUUAACUAUAAAUUUUAAAUUGUAGUCAUCUUUAAGUUAAUCAUUCUUCCUUUUUGAAAGUUGAAAAAUAACAAACGUUUGUUAUUUUCAAUAGAUGCAUCUUUCUGUUAGAACCCGAUUUUUUUAACUUGUAACCAUAGACGUAAUAAAAAGUCCAGACGGUUUCUCGCUGCCAAAAAAUUAAAGCACCAUAAUGGCGCCGAGUAUCUAUGUUGAGUGUGAAUUGUAAAGGAAAUUAAUGGCGGUGUUCAUAUGUGUAUCUGUGUGCGUGUCGGCGUAUACGUAUAUGCAAACUGGGAGAAUUGGAGUGCGUCACUUUUUAGCUCAGCCAGUCUACGUGAGCGUGAGUGAGCUGUCUGGAUUUUUUAUUGCGUCUAAGUUACUAUGCUUAUAUCUUGGUCCACUAAUCUACUUUAUACAAAAUAUCUUAGAAUACAGUGUAAAUAAUAGAUUAAUGUAUAUUAUAAUUUGUAUUGAAUGCCAUUUUUGUAUAUAUUAGAACCGGCCGGUUGUGCAAUUAAGUAAUUCAAAGUUUGAGGAAGAUAAAGAGGCUAAGAAAUUAUUCUUAACGAUUUAAAUUUUGUAUUGAUAUUUGUAAGCAUUUUUCUGUAAAUACUAUUACGAAUACGUAAGAUUUUGUUAUGUAAAUAAAUAUGAAUGAUAUGGUUUGGAUAAUAUAUUUGUAUUUGGAUGGUAAAUUGUAUAUUAUUUUGUUAUAUUAUGAUUUAGAAAGUGUAAUGAUAAAUAAAUACAUCCCUGUUAUGUUG